Messenger RNA from Zymoseptoria tritici IPO323, 711 nucleotides. RefSeq lists its product as uncharacterized. The transcript is spliced from 3 exons. The annotation marks the transcript as partial. Lineage: Eukaryota; Fungi; Ascomycota; Dothideomycetes; Mycosphaerellales; Mycosphaerellaceae. The record is from RefSeq and is a predicted model, not a curated record. Gene Ontology annotation, molecular function: magnesium ion binding; acireductone synthase activity.
CUAGAGGGGACCAUUUGCGAAAUUGCCUUUGUUAAAUCUGUGCUGUUUCCCUACGCCAUUGGCGCUCUCCCUACCGUUCUGUCAGAGAAAUGGUCAGACCCAGCCUUUGCCGCUUACCGUGAUGCCUUCCCUGAAGCCCAUCGAGAAUCGCCCAAAGCUCUUCAGGCCCAUGUAGAAGACCUCACCGCCCGCGAUGUCAAAGUCGCCUACCUCAAGAACUUGCAAGGCUAUCUCUGGGAGGAGGGCUACAAGUCCGGAGCGUACUCCACGCCGCUGUUCCCGGAUGUGGUGCCCAAGUUGAGAGACUGGCGGAGGAGGGGAUUGGAACUGGCGAUCUAUUCUUCCGGCAGUGUCUUUGCACAGAAGCUCUUGUUUGGGCAUGUGCAGGCUGAGAGCAGUGAAAGCGGAAGUCACAAGAAGGUUGAGGACUUGACGGAGCUUUUCGGCGAUGAAGCUUGGUUUGAUACGACCAACGCUGGACUGAAGACGGAGGCAAGCAGCUAUGCCAAGAUAGCAGAAUCGCUCAAGCCAUCGACGAUGCUCUUCCUCAGCGACAACGUCAAAGAGGUCGAUGCCGCUAUCGAAGCUGGCAUGCAGUCAAUACUCGUGGACAGGCCUGGUAAUGCUGCCGUGUCAGAGGCCGACCGAAGUAGACUCCAAGUCGUUACUUCACUGGACGAAAUCGAGAUCACCGGGCAGUCGAAGAAGUGA